Messenger RNA from Cydia fagiglandana, 1953 nucleotides. RefSeq names its product zinc finger protein 510-like. The transcript has 7 exons. Gene Ontology annotation, biological process: regulation of transcription by RNA polymerase II. Gene Ontology annotation, cellular component: chromatin; PcG protein complex; transcription regulator complex. NCBI's taxonomy places the organism in Eukaryota, Metazoa, Arthropoda, Insecta, Lepidoptera, Tortricidae. The record is from RefSeq and is a predicted model, not a curated record. Gene Ontology annotation, molecular function: protein binding; RNA polymerase II cis-regulatory region sequence-specific DNA binding; DNA-binding transcription factor activity, RNA polymerase II-specific. The coding region runs from base 1 to 1935 and encodes 644 amino acids.
AUGUGCGAGUGGCUGUCGCGCGAGGAGUGGUGCGACGUGAGCUUGCUGUGCGGCGGCCGCGCGUUCGGCGCCCACCGCGCCGUGCUUGCUAGCGUCAGCUGCUUCCUCAGGCGGAUCCUGCUUUCUUGUCCUAUAGAAGACACACCGACGUUAAUUGUCUUGCCCGACUUCGACCUAGAAGCCUUGUCGGCGGUCCUUUAUUACAUUUACAACGGCGAAGUGACGAUGCCGAGACAUAUAGUCGAUAAGUUUUUGGAUAUCGUGAAAGCCAUGCAAAUUUUCGUCGACCGGCAAUAUUUGACGAAACUCUCUAUUAAUAUUGACAUUGAUUAUAAUGUAAGCAAACGAAUACCUAACGAUACAAGUGUAUUUGUAUUACGCUCCGAGAAAGAUAGUUCGUCACUAGUAAAUUUUAGGAAAUCAAAUCAGCAUACGGCUUCACGCAAUACAAAAGAUGCUACAGAUUAUAAAGACUGUAAACAAGCGUUUCGGAAUUGGAAUGAACAUUUUAAGCCCGUUUUGGGAAAUCUGCAAUCGUCGCAUGAAGACCGACAAAGAGACUAUUUUCUACGUGAUUCAUUUAUGGAGACAUAUCCUCGAAACCGUAACGUUAACGGUCGGGCGGCGGGCGUGCCAGCAAUACCAAACAUAUGCUAUCGCUCACCGACAUCUCUGUUCUUGACGAAUGCAAAUGUGAAUGGAUCUUUUAGCCCUGACACGGUGAAUUUACUAUCCGAUGGUGCAUCUAGUCAUAUGCCUUUUAAUUUAAGAUUAACAAGUAAACAACAGGAUAACUUGACCAUAACGGAGCUUAAUAGAAAACUGUCUAAUUUAAGUAACCUUUGGACGGGACCAGUAUCGUCAUCUUCUACGGAGACGUUGCGAAAUAAUUCUAAACAUAGGUCGUAUUUAGACCUUAGCAUAUUACAGAAAGCUCAUACAGCUAUGCCGACAUUUGUUGCAAAAAAUUAUUUGACUAAGACAGACUGCAUGGAGACAAAAGUUGAAAAAAGUAUACCAGUUAACAGCCAGCAUAAGGUGGCGAUCUUAAAUAAAGCCUUGGAUAGUCCCUGGUGUCCUCGAUUACCUAACAGCUACAGACCCUUUCGAAGAAAAGGACCCAGUUUGAAUGGUCAUUUUCCAAAUGAUAGUAAUAACAACGUCCAUGUCAUGCCCACAAUACUGAAGGAUGAACGUUUGGAGAGUCCGGCUGAUCUAUGUCAUAGUGGUCAUUUCAUACCGAAUACAGCUUCAUCUGCCGAAGAUAGCAAAUACUCGGAUAAUAAUCAGCAACCGCCAACUCGCGGCCGCUACGCCUGCAAUGAAUGUGGCAAGACCUUCUCGCAGCUUCGGAACUUCAAGUACCACAUGUCGGUGCACCGCGGUACCCGCGAGUUUGCCGCCUCCUGCGCCGUGUGCGGCAAGUCUUUCAACGACCGCGGCUAUCUCAGUAGCCACAUGAAGAUACACAGAAACCGCAAGGAAUACAAAUGUUCGCAAUGUCCGAAAUCAUUCAAUCAACGAGUCGCCUACAACAUGCAUGUGCGAAUACACACAGGAGUGAAACCUCACGUUUGCCCCACGUGUGGCAAGGCGUUUUCACGCAAGAUGCUCCUGAAGCAGCAUCAACGCACUCACUCCGGGGAGCGGCCCUACGCCUGCCCACACUGCGAGAAGCGCUUUGCUGAUCGAUCUAACAUGACUUUGCAUCUUCGGCUUCACACAGGCGUGAAGCCCUUCAAAUGCCCAAUGUGUCCCAAAUCGUUCACAAAAAAGCAUCAUCUCAAGUCACACGUCAACUUUCACACCGGGGCUAAACCAUAUUCGUGUCCGCGGUGCAGUCUAGCCUUCACGCAGUCUUCAAACAUGAGGACCCAUUUGAAGAGGUGUACUGCCCCAGAACCCACUACUGGAACUUCGGAGAACUCUACAUAAUGAAAUGACCUACGACAG